This is a messenger RNA of Patiria miniata (bat star), 891 nucleotides long. RefSeq names its product retinoschisin-like. The coding region runs from base 1 to 666 and encodes 221 amino acids. Lineage: Eukaryota; Metazoa; Echinodermata; Asteroidea; Valvatida; Asterinidae. The transcript is spliced from 5 exons. The record is from RefSeq and is a predicted model, not a curated record.
AUGGACGGAGCAGUAGCUUUGGUUCUGAUGUUGUCAGCAAUGGCAGUGAUAUUGAUUGGUGUGGAGAGCCAGCAGAGGGUGUGUUACUCCGGUCCCCCACCGGAACCUGAUCCUGAUAAUCCGGAUGACUGGAUGAAGCAAGUCAUGCAAGAGAUACGGAAGCGUUGCCCAGGAAGGAGGCAACCUACUCCAGCUGCUGCAGAGUGUUCCAGUCCGAAACCCCUUGGUAUGGAGAACGGGACAAUCCACGAUGAUCGCAUCACGGCGUCCAGUAGGAACCGAUGUUGCCCUGUGAGUCUGGCACGUCUAAACAGUAACGCAGGAUGGGUAGCCGACCACUUGAGUAGAGAUGCCAAUCCCUGGAUCGAGGUGAACCUCGUUGAGCCUACAGUGGUGAGCGGGGUCAUCACACAAGGCAAGAACUUUUUCGAUAUCUAUGUGAAGAAGUACAAGGUGGCGUACAAGAAGCAGCCCUCAUCUGACUAUGAACAUGUAACAGAUGGAAACGGAAAUAUCAAGGUGUUCAUCGGUAACACUGAUUACUACACUCCAGUCACUAACCUGUUUGCUGAGAGUGUGGUCGCCACGGUAGUCCGCAUUGAACCUAUUGAAUGGCAUCAGAUGACUGCUCUUCGAUUGGAGCUGCUUGGAUGUCGCCGUGAUUAAUUCAGCUGAAGCAUUCAGGUUAUUGUGUUCGACACCGCUGACAUUUCAUUCAAUGCAAAAUAAAUUCGACAACUAUAUUGAAUAUUGAUUAUUAGAAAAAUUAGUAUAUUUGGUAAGAGGAAUAUUUUUCAGAAAGCAAAAACAAACUGAGGAUUUGGAAUAAUCACUAUAAGGGCCCUUGCGUGAAUUUGUAUCUUGAGAAAAGUGAAAGCGCGGUACGUGUGA